This is a messenger RNA of Blastomyces gilchristii SLH14081, 1287 nucleotides long. Its product is annotated as sigma-70 region 2 family protein. The record is from RefSeq and is a predicted model, not a curated record. The coding region runs from base 1 to 1287 and encodes 428 amino acids. The transcript has 5 exons. NCBI's taxonomy places the organism in Eukaryota, Fungi, Ascomycota, Eurotiomycetes, Onygenales, Ajellomycetaceae.
AUGACAAUCAUGGUUGCCAUGUCCGAACCUGCGAAGGAGCCGUCACGUUCUGCCGCUCCUCCCUCAGCACGUCCCUCCAAUUUCGCAAUGCGAUAUAAGUUUAUCGAUGCAUCUACAAGCAGUCCUAAAAGCUUGGCUAGUGUCAAGUGUCAUGUCAUGUUAGAAUGUGCGCGCCAAAAAAAAUGGCAAGAGCAACAACAACCAGACACUGAUGGUGAAGGCGAUGCGGAUAUCGACACCAGUGGGGAAGACAAACCCCAGCGCGGAGAGCGGCAUGUAAGACGUGCCAGAGCACGAAGGCAAGCCCCAAACCAUAACACAUACGGGGAAUACCAGGACUUAGAAAUCGCGGAUCAAGUUGGACUGGGAUUUGACCUUGGGAAUCGCCUCCUUUGGCCUGGGCAUGGGGGAGACAAGUAUCAGUCUCAGGCAAAUGAUCCCAGAUUUCAAAGCAAUAAGUUACCGGAUCGUCCGAAUCGUGUAUUUGCCAAUUUCGCUUACGAAGAAGGGAAGAUGUUGUUCGAUUUCUACGCUAACAUCAUGCCUUCAUGUUCGUACGGUUUCCAUACAAGGUCACCAAAUGCUCACAAUUGGUAUUUGCAGGUGUUCAUACCAGUAGCUAUGAAAGCAGAUCUUACAUUCCAGAAUACUAUUCUCGUUCAUGCUGCAAAUACACAAGCGUGGGUAAAGGGGUUGUCUGAGAAGCGCGCGGCUCUUGUUCACCGUGCACGUGGAAUAGAGAUGUUGCGAAAGAAUUUUGAGAAGCAUCCCACAGAUGUUUCGGAUGCCGCCAUCUCUGCAACGCUCAGUUGCGCUGCAGUGGAAGAUUUUGACUCUCGUCCGGAGCGGAAACCAAUCAGUUGGAUUCAUAUGCGUGCCGCAAUGCAGAAGAUCCGUGCCAGGGGAGGACCAGCUGCAUUCCAACAAAAUCAGAGAAUGGCUAUGUUAAUUAAUUGGCAAGAUUAUAUCCUCGCAGGUUACGAAACGAAAGAACCAUCGUUUUUCUACGAGGAUACCCCUGCAAACAUGCGGAGCUCUUCGAGUCAAAUGGAAACAGGAACGCCCGCGGCUGAACCUGUUCCCUCCGAACGCCCUUGGUUUGUUGGGAGAAUGCUUAAGAUCGCGAAACGGCUUGGGAGGCCAUCUUGGGAACAACUAAAUGACUCUCUUCUAUCCUUCCUCACGCUGACGGCGGAGGCACCAAUGCUCCCGUCGUGGGAAAACGACUUGAGACAUGAGAUUCUCACAGCUCCCCUAACAAGCUAUAUUAUGCCCCUAUUACUGUGA